AUGGCUAACAGUGUCAAAACCUUCCUCCAGGACCUGGCCAGGGGCAUCAAAGACUCCAUCUGGGGUAUCUGUACCAUCUCAAAGCUGGAUGCUCGGAUACAGCAGAAGAGGGAAGAGCUUCGAUGGAGACAGGCCAGCAGCGUCCUUGCGCAGAGGAGAACACAGAGUGUAGAGCGGAAGCAGGAGAGUGAACCACGUAUUAUCAGUAGGAUUAUCCUGUGCUGUGCCUGGAAUGGAGGCGUAUUCUGGUUUAGUCUCAUGCUGUUUUACCGAGUGUUUAUUCCUGUGCUUCAGUCAGUGACAGCGCAAAUUAUUGGUGAUCCGUUACUACAUGGAGAUGUUUGGUCAUGGCUGGAAUUCCUCCUCACAUCAAUUUUCAGUGCUCUCUGGGUCCUUACCCUGUUUGUGCUGAACAAAGUUGUCAAUGCCAUUUGGUUCCAAGAUAUAGCUGAUCUGGCAUUUGAAGUAUCAGGAAGGAAGCCGCACCCAUUCCCUAGUGUCAAUAAAAUAAUUGCUGAUAUGCUCUUCAACCUUUUGUUGCAAGCUCUUUUCCUUUUCCAGGGGAUGUUUGUGAGUCUCUUCCCCAUCCAUCUCGUUGGUCAGCUGGUUAGCCUCCUGCAUAUGUCCCUUCUCUAUUCACUUUACUGCUUUGAAUAUCGCUGGUUUAAUAAAGUGGCUGCCUCUUCUCCAUCCUCUUUCCUUUAUUCAUUAUCAGCGCUAAUGAGGCAAAGAUUCCCGGCAAAGCAUACCUUUUUCAGUUGCGCCUCUUCUCCUUGGUGGUCUUCUUAA
Messenger RNA from Elephantulus edwardii (Cape elephant shrew), 789 nucleotides. RefSeq names its product etoposide-induced protein 2.4 homolog. The transcript has 2 exons. The coding region runs from base 1 to 789 and encodes 262 amino acids. Gene Ontology annotation, cellular component: endoplasmic reticulum. Lineage: Eukaryota; Metazoa; Chordata; Mammalia; Macroscelidea; Macroscelididae. The record is from RefSeq and is a predicted model, not a curated record. Gene Ontology annotation, biological process: macroautophagy.